UUUAUUAACGGUGACAUGAGUGAGCUCAACCAAGAGUAUUUGCGUCGAGCGGGCAAGCUGUGAUAAUGCCUGGGCAUUGCUGUGUACCGCGGUGCCGCGGGAACUAUGACGGUGGAGAAUCUGUGCGCGUGUUCACGUUCCCUUCGGACCCAGCAAGAAGAACUCAGUGGAUUAAAGCUAUUCACCGUGCGGACUUCACACCAGGAAAGCGAUCAGUGGUCUGCGAGCGCCACUUCAAACCAUCCGACAUGGUAGACUCAACAAGCUACGUGGAUGCAAAGACCGGCAAAGUAAUUGAAGCAAAGCUGAAGCUUACGCGUCUUCGACCUGACGCAGUUCCAAGCAUAUUGCCGAACUGUCCUGCUUACUUUUCCGCCCCAGCCUCAAGCACAUCUCGAGAGGCCCCACAUGAAAAGAAAGCGCGUCGAGAGGCAGCUUUCCUGCAAGAUGCCAUCAAAAUGUCCAUCGAGACGCAUCACGAGGAAGAGCAAAAUAACAAAAUUGAUACUUUUCAGGCGCUCUUAAACUGCCUCCCAUGUAUCAAGGUUUCAAAAUUCUGGGCAGUAAUUCCACAGCAUGACUGCGUACUCUUCCUCAACCUCACUGUCGAUGAUGCCCCAGCUAUCAGAAAAUCAGUUAAAAUCACAGAGGAUCUCUCUUUGAGGCUGUUUUUUCAAGACGUCGAGGUCACCAAAGUUGAUGGCAUAGACGUUCCAAACACUGUGAAUGACAUUCGGUGCUUGACAAAUCUUCUGGAAGCUGUUGAGGGAUUUGAUGAGACACCUGCCUUGAACUCCGAGGACAAGACCAGUGGCAUACUAAAGCUCGUGGUGUCACUUCUUGAGGACGCAAUGAAUCGGGAAUUGCAAGACGAGGAGCGGAAAGAUUCUUGUACCUUCUUAAGGGACAACCCAAAAAUUCUGACUGCAUCGUUCAAGACCCUCCGUGAUCUUCACUUAAAGGAACAAGAUCAACUUGUGAAGGCUGCUCCAAUGCUCUCAGUAAAAGCCCUCAACCCUUCCAGCAUGGAGAGGCAGAAUGUUAAGCUUGCACUGAAAGUGUUCAAUCCAUCCACGACAGCUGCAGUAGAAACAUAUGCUCAGCGCUAUGACUUGCAGCAUGCACCUGGAACUGCAGAGUUCCUAAGGAUCGUUGAAACCUGGUGGAAGAUUAUUAAUGUUAAGUCUCCCAGCAAAGGACGACGGCUUCGUUAUGUGCUGCAGACUCCCGUCGCACAAAUAUUGUGCCCACAAGUGGAAUUCCUUCGAAACAUCGUGCAGUGGCUUGACGUGUGGGAGCAAUUGAAGUUCGAUAAUGGAAUCUUCACACGGGAAACCCACAGUGCCUUUCGACCCACUACGGAGACGCUGCUUAAGCUUAUCACCUAUUGCCUCGAAGACCUUCGAUUUGAUUAUGUCCUCCUGGGUAAAUUCCAGAGAUUGUUUGGAGGAAAGAUUUGGCAAGUAUAG
Messenger RNA from Rhipicephalus sanguineus (brown dog tick), 1469 nucleotides. RefSeq lists its product as uncharacterized. Bases 66 to 1469 code for a protein of 467 amino acids. Lineage: Eukaryota; Metazoa; Arthropoda; Arachnida; Ixodida; Ixodidae. The record is from RefSeq and is a predicted model, not a curated record. The transcript is spliced from 3 exons. Gene Ontology annotation, molecular function: sequence-specific DNA binding.